Molecule: messenger RNA, 1050 nt
Organism: Sphaeroforma arctica JP610
Lineage: Eukaryota; Ichthyosporea; Ichthyophonida
Exons: 1
Coding region: 1-648 (215 amino acids)
Source: RefSeq, a predicted model, not a curated record
AUGAAAUUAAAUCAUACUUAUUCUCAGCUAAAUUUCAUCACAGAACCACCUUCGUACCUGGUAGCUACCACAUCCUCUGGCGCUCUUAAGCUCCAUGCCGGUAUUAUAAAGGACGUUGGGACGUCCAUACCUGUCGGCAGUAAUGGACAAUUAAUCAGUAGCGCCACCAAGGGCUGUGUGGCACCUCCCGACCCGUUCUUCACCGAGAUGGAGCGCAAGAUACAGAGUGUACAGGACAGUUCACCAGAAAUCAUCACGGCACAGGUUGUUGUUAGCAAGCCCAAGACUCCGGGUCAGAUACAGUCCACACACGGUACGGUACCAGCCGGGGCGAAUACUAUAUAUAUGGACCUGGACGAUAGUUCCGAUUCAUCUCAGAGUACCGAACAUAUCGAGGCCUCGCGUGCACAGAGCAAUGGCGUCAAAUUGAUUUCAGGACCAGCUAGUACCUGUAGCUCGACAGAGGUCGACACUAGUGCUCAUGAGUCGUCUGGGGAUAGUGUUACUGGGUGUACGGAUGCGCAUACGCAUAUGGAUGGGAGUGGCGCACAAAGGGACACACAAAGGACACCUUCGGACUAUGUGCUGACUAGUGGUUCUGUGGACUCCGAAGCGGCGCAUGAUGAUUCUGUAUGUGUUGACUGUUAAAAAUGUAGGUUGUGGAUUGGAGGCCAUACACAGGAAUCUGCCUUAAAUCUGAUAUAUGAUGAGGUAAACACAUGGCUAUAAUGGUACGUAGUAAAGUCUCAGGCUGAUUUCGCGGAUGUACUGCCAACGUCACCGCAGAAAGUCGGCCGAGGAUUUGCAUGGGAUGCAAACCUGGCAAGAAUAUCCCAAUAGCAUUUUGGGUUGUUUGUAAUAUUCUGAUACUAAACUUGUUUCGCAUCUGAGACCCUUGUUCCAGAGACCUGGCCAGUAACCACACAUGUCUAUACUGCAUGAUGGUUGUGCUCGUGGCCCUUAAGGCUAGUCAGACACUUGUAUUUAUGUUCUGCAAUAACCGAAUUUCUUACUACGGCCUUUCUCCGUGCGAGAGAGCAUGUGGUUUGU